ACAUUCUGAAAGGCGAGAAGAGGGAUCACAGGCGAGGAGAAGCACACAAGAAGAGCUAAAAUGUCUAGUUUUUCCGACAAGUUCAGCGCUUACACGAUGACUGAACUCAACGAAAUUCUGGAGGACGACGAAAAACUCACACAAAUGGUCCAGGAGAUGGACGAGAUGCAGGAUGUCCAGCAGAGCAAGGAGAUGACGCUGAUCAACAACCGAACCCUGGCAGAGCAAAACCUCGCCCUGCAGCCCAGACUGGAGCACAAGAAAGAGCAGCUCACCAAGCGUUACAGCUGCCUGCAGGAGAACUUUGAGUCCUAUCAGCUUCGCAAGUCCACCCUAGACCACAAGUCAGGAAACACCUCCCUGGACAUUUUGCUGGCCCUACUGCAGGCGGAGGGAGCCAAAAUAGAAGAGGAGACAGAGAAUAUGGCAGAUUCAUUCCUGGAUGGUGACAUGACCCUGGAUUCCUUCAUUGAUGCCUACCAGAGCAACAGGAAGCUGGCUCACUUGAGAAGGGUGAAGAUCGAGAAGCUGCAGGAGAUGGUGCUGAAUGGCCAGUGGCUCCCCCAGGCGUCGGUCCCUACCUCACGUUCUCAGGAUGUGUCAGCUGCAGCCAGGCCCUCGUCCUCCUCCCUCCUCACCGAGGCCGGCAGCAGCUCUUCCCCCGUCGCCCAGCCGAGGAGGAAACCCCCACCCCCUCCAUCCCAGCCAGCCCCAGUUCUAAAUCCAGCUCCAACCGCUGCCCCUCAGCCUUCUGUCUUCUACCCCGCAUCGCCAUACCCGCCGAUUCCUCCCAGAACAGGCCAACCCUUCCCCAGUGUCUCCUCUGGCUACCCGAACCACUUUCUAUCUCAGUACCCCCCUGCUUUGCCUCAGAGGUCCUCACCGCGUAUGGCCCCGCAGCCUGGCUUCAUUAUGCAGUAAAUAAAAGCAGUUGCCACUCAGAGGACGCAGUGUGCGUGUCGUGGACCUUUCACUGCCGGAGCUCCUCUGAGAACACUUUUUCUACGUCGUCGGCCUUCUUGGAAUACGACCAGUCUCAACACAAGAAGGCGGACCUCUACUGGCUGAUCUGGUCAGGUUCGGAUGAAGCAGACCUCCAAAAAUCUCUGUGGAUUCGCGCUCACCUCUCACUCCCAUCAACACUCCCAACAAAAAAAGACAUGACGAGAUCGGCCUUGAGUCUCAGUAAGCUGAGUCCUGUCUGCGGACGGGCCCGCUGCAGGCCUGUAGUGAAACAGUCUGUGGGUCAUUGAGCCGGGACUUGUCAUUUAUCAGCACUUUCUGUCUCCUGGCAGUGCCCAUUAGUUUUCUGUCUCUCACCUCCCUUCAAACAAGCUUUUACACAACAGUAAAGUCUUUCAAAAAAGGGUUGAAUUAGUCAUUUCCAUCUGCAGCAUACUAAUUUAAUGGUAAUGUAUAUGCAAGCAAAGAGAGACCCUAAUUACUGUGCAGUUUUGAUGAAAAUAUUAUUUCCCAGAACAUAUUCAGGCAAAACUGCAUCUAUGCUGUGAUUUUUUUUUAUAUACAAAAAUUCACAAGGUACAUAGAAAUAUUUGAAUUUCCUCAUCUUUUUAUGAUAUCGUACUAAUGGAGUUGUGUUAAUAAUAGCCAGGAUAGACUGAUUAACAUGUAAAGGAGGGCUUUGGUUCGUCAGUCUCUUCUUCAAUGUGUGGGUGAGUCUCAAGAGAGUCCGGACCUGCCUGGUUUAAGAUGGCUGACUGUUGUACUUGGCCCAUCUCGGGGCAGAAGUCAAAGGGAGUCGAACGAGAGGAUUAGCGGCUGAGCUAUUGUAACAAAUGAACUGAAAUGAAGGAUUUAUGUAUAGCCAUACAGUACACUCCUGGUGUGUGUUGUUUUCUGUGGGUUCCUGUUGUAAUGCACUCCUCGAUGAUGUCCAUUGUCUUUCGCACCCUCAGUUGGGACUGGAGAUGAUGCCAACAGUUCUUUGGAUCUCAUACGUAUGUUUCUGUUCAGUUUUCUGUCACACUGAGCACCAAAGACUUCCCACAUCACUCUGUGUUCAGACUCUUUGCUGCGGUCUUUUUUUUAUGUAAAUGAGACAUUUAGUGAGGUAACCUUAUCAUCUAUCUGUAUGUUGCGUUGAGCUCUUUUGUGAACACACAAGCCACAUGUCUUCAAGAGGAACUUGCAAGAUCAACCUGGCUUUGGGAGGAAACUUUCUUUCUGGUGCGAUAGAUAUUCACUUUUUUCCUCCCUACUGCUGUCGCUGUGCACUGUUGAAGAGCCACGAGUGCCUACACUUGAAGUGACGUUGAUCACGUCCUGCUGACUACUCCAUGUAUCUCUAUGCUCAGCUGUAGACGUUAGUAUCCCCACCCCAGCCCCCAUCCCUUCAAAGAUAGAGCUGGCCAAGCAUUUGGUUUUCUCCUCCUGCCGCUGAUUUCAUGUCACACCAUAAAGUCGAGGAGGCAGUGUCUGACUGUGGGUCUGUCAGGCUUUGCUUUCUCACUUGAGGCAGAGGGCCAGAAUAGAGUGAUACUGAACAUGUGCCAGAGAGACAAGAGACGCCCUCAGGCUGUGUGCCUAAUGGUGCUUGUGCUUCUCUUCCAUUCCUCCUCCAAUGUAUUGAGAUUUUCCUGGGGUGAAUUUUCAAGAUUUUUGCAUGUGUUCGUUGCUGUUUUUUUUUUCUUCUGGUUUUUCCCCCAAUUGGUAAAAUAACAGGGCUCUGAAAUGUUUUGUGUCAUAUCUUGGUGGUUAUACACCUCAAAGCAAUGAAGUGGACCACAGAAUGGACAAAGCGUACUUGUCAGCAGGCAAAACUACAAAUAGAAGGUAAAGCAUCAACGCCUCAAUGAACCAGCAUUUCUAACAACUAACAAUGGAUAAUUCUUUUGUGCACGGCCUUUGCUCUUUGUGUUCAUUCUGAAGAUUCCUCUUUAAUACUUUUUUUUAGCUGUUGAGCUGCUUUUUUCAUUUGAACUGAUCCUCUGUAUCCAUUGUUUUAUAUGUGACUGGUGAAAUUUUCAGUGUAAUGUUGUAGGUAUUUACUUAUAAUGAAUGUUUAAGUGGAAUUUAAUGCUAUUUUCCAGUUCAAUAAAUCUCAAAUU
Molecule: messenger RNA, 3068 nt
Organism: Chelmon rostratus (copperband butterflyfish)
Lineage: Eukaryota; Metazoa; Chordata; Actinopteri; Chaetodontiformes; Chaetodontidae
Gene: vps37ba
Product: VPS37B subunit of ESCRT-I a
Exons: 4
Coding region: 61-921 (286 amino acids)
Biological process (GO): protein targeting to vacuole; ubiquitin-dependent protein catabolic process via the multivesicular body sorting pathway; protein targeting to membrane
Cellular component (GO): ESCRT I complex
Source: RefSeq, a predicted model, not a curated record